Molecule: messenger RNA, 3284 nt
Organism: Puntigrus tetrazona (Sumatra barb)
Lineage: Eukaryota; Metazoa; Chordata; Actinopteri; Cypriniformes; Cyprinidae
Product: plexin-A1-like
Exons: 15
Coding region: 380-3238 (952 amino acids)
Biological process (GO): positive regulation of axonogenesis; negative regulation of cell adhesion; semaphorin-plexin signaling pathway involved in axon guidance
Cellular component (GO): semaphorin receptor complex
Molecular function (GO): protein binding; semaphorin receptor activity
Source: RefSeq, a predicted model, not a curated record
UCGAUGAGGGCGCGCGGACCGCAUUCCUCCUCAUUCAUGCCGUGCUGAGACUCUUCACACUCGGAAAGUGCAAGGGGAGCUUUACACACUGCUGCCGAGAAAAUGUACACAAGUUUGAGAUUUUACGCAUGGCGAGGAUAAUAAACCAAGGCGUAAAGAGCACAAGGCUAGCGGCCAUGGCGCUGCAGAUGAUGGUGUAGACGACAGCACCGUGCCGAGAGAGAGAGAGAGAGAGAGAGAGAGCAGAGAGGACACUGGGUUAAUAAGUCGCUCUCCUCACUGUAGACUGACAGACGCUGUCCAGGUUUUUUCCGGGCCCAGGAUCACAAAGGUGAACGGAUCACCUGGCCUACCGCUUCCUCUCAGAAAGAUAUUCAAAAUGCUGCCGUAUGGGAGGAGGCCCCUUCCCGCCUCUCUUCGUGAGGCAUUCCUCCUCCUUUUCUUCCUCUCAUUUCUCCCUCAACUUGGGGGGCUCGAGGUUAACCUCUCUUCCUUCCGGACCUUUACCCCACCAGAGGGAGGGCUUACGCAUUUGGUUGUCCAUAACAAAACGGGUGAAGUCUAUGUCGGUGCUGUCAAUUGGAUCUACAAGCUCUCCAGCAAUCUGACCAAGCUCCGAAGCCAUGUUACCGGUCCUGUGGUGGAUAAUGAGAAAUGUUACCCACCACCUGGUGUUCAGUCUUGCCCUCAUGAGCUGUCACAGACUAGCAAUGUCAACAAGCUGUUGCUUCUGGAUUCAGGACAGAACAGGCUCAUUGCGUGUGGAAGCACCUCACAGGGUAUAUGCCAGUUCCUCCGACUGGAUGACCUCUUCAAACUUGGAGAGCCGCAUCAUCGCAAGGAGCACUACCUUUCAAGUGUGUCCGAGGCAGGCACUAUGUCAGGAGUGGUUAUUAGUGGAACCCAAGGUGAAGACAGCGGCAAAUUGUUUGUAGGUACACCCAUCGAAGGAAAAUCUGAGUACUUCCCAACUCUCUCAAGUCGUAAGCUGAUGGCUAAUGAGGAGAAUGCUGAAAUGUUCAGCUUUGUCUACCAGGAUGAGUUUGUCUCCUCACAACUCAAGAUUCCAUCUGACACCCUUUCCAAGUUCCCUGCUUUUGACAUCUACUACGUCUAUGGCUUCAGCAGCGAGCAGUUCAUCUACUACCUAACUCUUCAGCUGGACACCCAACUCACUUCGCCGGAUGCCAGUGGUGAGCAGUUCUUCACCUCCAAGAUUGUCCGUCUCUGUGUGGAUGACCCCAAGUUCUACUCCUACGUGGAGUUCCCUAUCGGCUGUACCAAGGAUGGUGUGGAAUACCGAUUGGUUCAAGACGCCUACCUCAGUCGGCCCGGUACCAAGCUGGCACGAUCAUUGGGUAUCUCUGAACAGGAAGAGGUACUGUUUACCGUUUUUGCUCAGGGCCAAAAGAACCGGGCCAAGCCACCGAAAGAAUCAGCCCUGUGCCUGUUCACACUGAGAAAAAUCAAGGAAAAGAUUAAGGAGCGGAUCCAAUCCUGCUACCGGGGUGAAGGAAAACUAUCCCUGCCCUGGCUGCUCAACAAGGAACUGAACUGCAUCAACUCGCCUCUCCAGAUAGAUGACAACUUUUGUGGCCAGGACUUCAACCAGCCUCUAGGGGGCACCACUACGAUUGAAGGGAUUCCUUUAUUCCUGGACAAAGACGAUGGGAUGACGUCCGUGGCGGCGUACGAUUAUCGAGGCCACACCGUAGCCUUCACCGGCACCCGUAGUGGCAGGAUGAAGAAGAUCUUGGUGAACUCCAUUACCCAGCCUGCACUGCUGUAUGAGAACGUGGUGGUGAGCGAAGGGAACCAAAUUUUGAGGGACAUGCUGUUCAGCCCUGACCAUCAAUACAUCUACACACUCACAGAUAAAGAGGUGAGCCGGGUGCCGGUGGAGAGCUGUGAGCAGUACAGCAGCUGUAGCGAGUGUCUGGCUUCUGGUGAUCCCCACUGCGGCUGGUGUGUCCUGCACAGCGUAUGUUCACGUAAGGACCGCUGUGAGCGAGCUGAUGAGCCGCAGCGUUUUGCCUCCAGACUGGAGCAGUGCGUCCGACUCACGGUGCAGCCCAACAACAUUUCAGUCACCAUGUCUGAAGUUCAGCUGGUUCUUCAGGCUCAGAACGUCCCCAGUCUGUCUGCGGGCGUUAACUGCUCAUUUGAGGACUAUACUGAGACGGAGGGACACAUCAUGGGGGGACGCAUAUACUGUCUGUCCCCCUCCGCAAGAGAGAUCGCUCCCAUAACACGCAACCAGGGUGACAAGCGGGUGGUGAAGCUCUAUCUGAAAUCCAAGGAGACGGGGAAGAAGUUUGCCAGUGUGGAUUUUGUCUUCUACAACUGCAGUGUCCAUCAGUCGUGUCUCUCCUGUGUGAACGGCUCCUUUCCUUGCCACUGGUGCAAAUAUCGACACAUGUGCACCCACAAUGCCAACGACUGCUCCUUCCAGGAGGGCCGCGUCAACAUGUCUGAGGAGUGUCCCCAGAUCCUGCCGUCCACUCAGAUCUACAUCCCUGUUGGUGUGAUGAAGCCCAUCACUUUGUUGGCCCGGAAUCUUCCACAGCCUCAGUCUGGGCAGAGGAACUACGAGUGCAUCUUCUAUAUUCAGGGGAAGGAGUACAGUGUCACUGCGUUGCGUUUCAACAGCACCAGCAUACAGUGUCAGAAGACCAUGUAUGACUAUGAAGGAAAUGACAUCAGCGAUCUGCCGGUGGAUCUCUCAGUUGUGUGGAAUGGAGAUUUUGUCAUUGACAACCCCUACAAUAUCCAAGCGCACCUGUACAAGUGUUACGCCAUGCGGGACAGCUGUGGGAUGUGUUUGAAAGCGGAUCCCCGGUUCGACUGCGGCUGGUGCGUGCAGGAGAAGAAGUGUUCGCUGAGACAGGAGUGUGCUCCUCCAGAGAGCAUCUGGAUGCACCCCAGCGCAGGAAACAGUCGCUGCGCGCACCCCAAAAUCAACAAGCUGUUACCUGAGACUGGACCACGGCAAGGUGGAACCAGACUCACCAUCACCGGAGAGAACCUGGGUCUACAGUUUAGAGACAUUAUGACAGGUGUUCGUCUGGGAAAAGUACCCUGCGUUCCUAUUGAAGAGGAAUAUGUUAGUGCAGAAAGGAUUGUGUGUCUGCUGAACGACGCCACAGGAUACCGCGUACAGGAAGCCCAGGUGGAGUGUGCGUUAGAGACUGUCUGGCUGACUACAGAGCCCUCUCACCCAGGGCUUUCACCUUUGUGACGCCGUACUUCACACGUGUUCAGCCCGUUCAAGGACCUCUUUCAGG